UGGCAUUCCAAUUCUAGGAAAAUGCUAAAAUUGCGGCGAACCGAUGGUGGGCGAGAGAUCAAAUAUCCAUUCUCAGUCAAAGCAAACACCUGAAUAGCCAAGAAAGGAAAGGAGAAAGAAUCAGAUAGCGAGAAGAGGAAGAGAAAGAGAGGAACAGAGGAGAAGAGAAAGGAGCCAAAGGAAGACCAAGACCCCUCUUCGUCUUCCUUCCUUUUUCCGGCCGCCGGCUUUCUUUCUUUCGCCUUUCUUUCCUUUCCUUAUUGCAUCCAAUCGCACAGUUGAAGCCCUCUGCCAACAAUUAAUUCUUAUCUUCAUUUCUGAUCAGCAUUCGUUUCGCAAUAAUGGCUCCGAGCAAGUUAAGAAAAGCCAUCGGAGCAGUGAAGGAUCAGACCAGCAUAAGCCUGGCCAAGGUCGGCAACAGCACCUGCCUCUCCGAUCUCGAGGUGGCCAUCGUGAAGGUGACCCGCCACGAGGAAUACCCGUCAGAGGAGCGCCAUGUCCGGGAGAUCCUAAGCCUGACCUGCUACUCGCGCACCUACAUAAGCGCCUGCGUCUCCACCAUUUCCCGGCGCCUCUGCAAGACCAAGAACUGGAUCGUGGCGCUCAAGUCGCUCAUUCUCAUCCACCGCCUCCUCAUCGACGGCGACCCCGCCUACGAGCAAGAGUUCUUCUUCGCCACGAGGCGUGGGACUCGCCUCCUGAACUUGUCGGAUUUCCGGGACUCUUCGAGGUCCAAUUCGUGGGACUACUCGGCGUUUGUACGGACGUACGCCAUGUACCUUGAUGAAAGGCUGGAGUUCAGAAUGCAGGGCCGGCGAGGCAAGCUCAGCGCCUGCGCUUACGAUGAAGACGAAGAGGAGGACAGCCCAUCCCAGCGCAGAGCCGCGUCGGUCUCCGAGAUGAAUAUUGACCUCAUUUUUAACAAAAUCCACCAUUUGAUGCAACUCAUUGAGCGCUUCCUAGCGUGCAAGCCUAGAGGGGCGGCGCAGGAUAACAGGGUGGUGCUCAUGGCGCUCUAUCCCAUGGUGAAAGAAAGUUUCCAGAUAUACUACGACGUAAUAGAAAUACUCAACGUCUUAGUCGAUCGAUUCGCGGGGUUAGACAUCAGUGACGCCGACAAAGUCUACGACAUCUUCUGCCGGCUUUCGAAGCAAUUCAAUGAGCUAGAUGAGUUCUACGGCUGGUGCAAGCACGCCGGAGUCGCACGUGCUUCCGAAUACCCCGAGGUCGAGCGAAUCACAAAGAAGAAACUGGCCGUCAUGGACGAUUUCAUCCGAGACAAGUCCGCGUCGCUGCAUGACAAGAAGCUUUUGCUGCUUGAACAGAAUGAUGAACCCAAGGAAGAAGAAGAGAAGAAGUCGGAAGGUACCGUAGAGGACAUGAACGCGAUCAAGGCGUUGCCGCCGGCGGAAGGGUUUAACGAGGAGCCGGAGAAGGAAGAGGCGGAGGAGGAGAAGCCAGAACCAGAGAAAGAGGAAGAGCCCAAGAAAGAAGCUGAUCUGUUGAACUUGGCUGGAGACGCAUUGACAAGCGAAGAACGAGGAAAUCAAUUCGCUUUGGCUUUGUUUGAUGGCGCUCCGGCUCCGGCUCCGGCUUGGGAAGCCUUCAAAGACACGGAGAACUGGGAGAUGGCUCUGGUCCAAUCGGCGAGCCAUUUGCAGAGCCAGAAACCUUCGCUGGCCGGCGGUUUUGACAUGAUGCUGCUCAAUGGCAUGUAUCAACAAGGAGAAACAAUACAAGCAAUGGCCAACUCAGGUUACUCGGCUACGGGCAGUGCUAGUAGCGUUGCGUUUGGAUCGGCCGGGAGGCCGGCAAUGCUGGCCUUGCCGGCACCGAAAGGAAAUACGGGGACAUCGAGUAGCGCCGAUCCAUUCGAGGCCUCGCUAGUGGUGCCUCCACCGUCUUACGUGCAGAUGUCGGAGAUGGAGAAGAAGCAGAGACUGCUAGUGGAAGAGCAGCUAAUGUGGCAGCAAUAUGCGAGGGAUGGGAUGCAGGGGCAAGUUGGAUUUGCAAGGAUACAACAAACAGGAUACUAUCAGCACAAUAUGGGAGGUUACUGAAGAUUAAUUAGGCAGCCAUAUCAUAUGUUUCAUCAAUUCUCCUUUUGCUGGUGAAGAUGAAAUUGAAAGCAACCAAAGUCCAAAGGGGCCAUUAUUUUUAGAACAAAGUAUACAAUAUGUCUUGAUUG
Molecule: messenger RNA, 2188 nt
Organism: Diospyros lotus (date-plum)
Lineage: Eukaryota; Viridiplantae; Streptophyta; Magnoliopsida; Ericales; Ebenaceae
Product: putative clathrin assembly protein At1g03050
Exons: 2
Coding region: 342-2060 (572 amino acids)
Biological process (GO): clathrin-dependent endocytosis; vesicle budding from membrane; clathrin coat assembly
Cellular component (GO): clathrin-coated vesicle; clathrin-coated pit
Molecular function (GO): 1-phosphatidylinositol binding; clathrin heavy chain binding; phosphatidylinositol-4,5-bisphosphate binding
Source: RefSeq, a predicted model, not a curated record